This is a messenger RNA of Stereum hirsutum FP-91666 SS1, 1496 nucleotides long. Its product is annotated as WLM-domain-containing protein. NCBI's taxonomy places the organism in Eukaryota, Fungi, Basidiomycota, Agaricomycetes, Russulales, Stereaceae. The transcript has 5 exons. The record is from RefSeq and is a predicted model, not a curated record. The coding region runs from base 270 to 1496 and encodes 408 amino acids.
CAGCCAUACACCCUGAGCAUGUCAUAAAACUUUCUCCGCAGUGUACGCUCCAGUUACUCCCUGAACAUUGCAGAACCCUUCAGAAUCUUGCUUACCCAUCUGGACGCGCGUCGCUGGGCCACGUCUAUCACACACACGCGUACAUAUCUACUCAGCUUGUGUCCGUAGAUCAUUCGUCGUCUUGACCUGUAGUCUUGGCCCACUAUCCUACUUGUGACCACCGCCUCUCAGUGAACUGAUACUAAGUCUCUCACUCCAUCUUCGACACAAUGUCAAACCUGAAUAGCAGCACCGAUGUCUGGGUCACAUCCAUUGAGCACCUCAAAGAUAGACCCAAAGCAAACGAGGCUCUCAAGAUCCUCCAGAGGACCGCGUCCUUAGUCAAACCUAUCAUGCGAAAACAUUCAUGGAGGCUGCCUACGCUUGGCGAAUUUUUUCCCAACAACCCGAGUCUCCUUGGCCUGAAUAUCAAUGGUGGUCGAAAGAUUCUCAUCCGAUUACGACCCGCUCAUGCUCCCGAUUCUUUCUAUCCGGAAGAGGACAUCAUAGGCACUAUGCUUCAUGAGUUGACACAUAAUGUCCACGGGCCACAUGAUGAGAAAUUCUACAAAUAUCUAUCUGGUCUGGAAGAGGAGUUCUACGAACUCAAGCGGAGCGGAUAUUCUGGUGAAGGCUUCUUCUCCAAAGGUCAUAGGCUUGGCCUCGGUGUCUCGCAUGACCUGCCACCACAUCUCGCCCGCCAGAAGGCGCUGCAAGCGGCAGAGAAGAGAAGAGGUUUUGCCCAGGUAUUGGGCGGUGGAGGAAAACUCGGCGGAGGCGGCCUUGCCCGUGCGGGCAUGAGUCCCAGAGAGGUGGCUGCCUUGGCGGCUGAGAGAAGAGCGAAAGACGCAAAGUCCUGUGGUUCGGGGCCACAGGCCGAGCGAGAGGCGGAACAAGCGGCGAAAGAUAGCGUGAAGCACGAUGUCAUCGACCUAAGAUUCGACAGCGAUUCAGACUCGGACGUCGAGUUCGUCGAAAACGAUGACGAUGUAAUCAUUGUUGGCGACGAUAAUGCUGUUGCUGGUCCUUCGAAGGUUGUGAUACCCCAGUCAAAGCAACAUGCCGCCGCUACCUCUUUCACACCGCCAUCUUCGUCUUCGGGGAAACGGCGAGAUCCUGCAUCGAGAGAAAAACCCGCCACUUCAACUUCCUCGUCAUCGGCUCGUUCUACUCCGUAUUCUCCUUCAUCACCCCGCACCGCUCCUACUGCCGCUACAACCGCAUCGACAUCGGACACACCUACCUCAAUAGGCGGAGCAACAACGUGGCCGUGUUCCGUCUGUACGCUCAUUAAUCCCGUACACGCUCUGCAAUGUGACGCUUGUGCAUCGCCACGCCCAAUUCAGCGGGUUUCAACACAGUCUGGAUGGAGUUGUAGGGUUUGUGGCGAGCAGGGUAUAAAUCCCGACUUCUGGACGUGCACCUUCUGUGGCACUGUGAAGGAUUCGAGCGCAUAA